This is a messenger RNA of Zonotrichia albicollis (white-throated sparrow), 1123 nucleotides long. NCBI's taxonomy places the organism in Eukaryota, Metazoa, Chordata, Aves, Passeriformes, Passerellidae. The record is from RefSeq and is a predicted model, not a curated record.
GUCACCCUGGUGGGCAUCGUGCGACACGCCGAGAAGGCGCCCACCAACAUCCUCUACAAGGUGGACGACAUGACAGCAGCCCCGAUGGACGUCAGGCAGUGGGUUGAUACUGAUGAGGCAGGAGGUGAGAAUGUUGUGGUGCCUCCAGGAACUUAUGUUAAAGUAGCUGGUCACCUUCGGUCCUUCCAGAAUAAGAAGAGCUUGGUAGCAUUUAAGAUCAUGCCUCUGGAAAAUAUGAAUGAGUUCACCACACACAUACUGGAAAUUGUCAAUGCACACAUGAUCCUCAGAAAAAAUCUCAUGUCAGCAUCAAGAGGGCCACAGUCAUUCUCCUCCACUGGCAUCAGCGACAUGGGGGGCUAUGGAGGGGGUGGCAGCCUGCCAGUGAACGGGCUCACAGCACACCAGAGCCAGGUGCUGAACUUGAUCAAAAGCUGCCAUGUCCCAGAGGGGAUGAGUCUGCAAGAUUUGAAGCUCCAGCUCCAUGGUUUGAGUAUGUCAACCAUCAAGCAAGCUGUGGAGUUCCUCAGCAGCGAGGGACACAUCUACUCCACGGUGGAUGAUGAUCACUACAAGUCAACAGAUGCUGAGUAAAGUUCCUUCCAUCUGCCUUUAGUUCCAAGCAAAUGUUUGUCCAUAUUUCAAGAUACCUUGCUGAGCUGUUACAUGGAAGGUGACUUUGCUCUUUGUGGGAAGUCCUGGUUACUGGGUGAAUGCCAGCUCCUUGGAAUUCAAGGAUGAGCAGGACGUGUGUGAUUCUGGUAAUUGGACCUGAUUCUAUGCUGUGACCAUGUGACUGAAAGCAUAAACAGACAUGGGAAAACUGAACUCAAAGCUUCAGAGCUUUCACUUUGUUUUGGCUCCUUAGAGAGUGCCUGGUAGAAAGAAGAGCCUCUUUAUUAUUUGUCUUUUAUUUUUAGAGCUGUUUCUCCUAACUCAGCUUCCAUUCCAUUUUCUUCACAAAGUGGGUAGCCAAGAGUAAUCUUCCACUGAUGGACAGCAAUCAUGAGAAGAUGUUUUUAUUUUUUAGUUUGUGCACUUAAAUCUAUAUUUGUACUAGAGCUGAUCUUGUUAACUAGAGCUUUUGAACUUUUCCAAUAAAAUGUUAACUUGGGGCACUUUG